Molecule: messenger RNA, 1020 nt
Organism: Acomys russatus (golden spiny mouse)
Lineage: Eukaryota; Metazoa; Chordata; Mammalia; Rodentia; Muridae
Product: transmembrane epididymal protein 1A-like
Source: RefSeq, a predicted model, not a curated record
AUGGGGAAUGGAAAGUUUGGUGGCCAUUUCUACCCAGGCUUAUACAUUUUCUUUUAUGGACUGUACCAGGCAACGGUGGUCUCUAAGGCCAUGAUAGUCAAUGACUCUCCCUCAUCUCUCUCAUACUUUCUCAAGAAUAAAAAGAGACGUUCCAAGCUGUGGAAGAUAUCCUAUGCAGGCUGGCUGAAGAUAGUCACUGGCUCCCUCCUAACAUUCUAUGUGGUCUUCUGUCUUGAUGAUGGGAUGGUGUUGAUUAACAAAGAGAUGCCUCCGAGGUUUAUGUACCCUCAAGAGUGGCAGCACCUCACCAUGUUUAUCCUCCUCACCCUUGACGGCUGUGUAGAUGUCAUGAGCAAGAACGUGCUGCGGCAAAGGUGUCUGGUCCUAGAAAGAGGUGUCACGGUCCUGAGCAUCUACGUGGUCCUGCUGCUGCUGGUGUCUCACGUUCAGGUCUCAUCAAAGGUAGAGCUGCACGUGCACUCUCUGCUCAUCCUGGUGGUGUUCCUGCUGAUGCUGGUGUUGACGGCAGAGCUGUGGGCCCAUGCGUCUUUUUGCCUCCAGCUGAUGAAGAGCUUUCUGUUCCUGAUGAUGGGUUCCUGGUUGAUGCACACAGGCUUUAUUCUAUUUAGACCGGUCUCUGGCUAUCCAUGGAAAGAUGAUGACAUCAGUGACAUCACGUUUGUCACCACCUUCUUCUGCUGGCAUGUGAUGACCGAUGCCUUGUGUAUGUUGGGAAUCUAUGGUGUCUCUUCCCUUUGGCACUGUUGGUAUAGUCCCAGCUGGAGGCUGUUGGGGUCCAAGGAAGCGCUGUAUCACCAUGAGAGCUCUUCAGGAAGCUUCUACAAGCUGCUGCAGGAGGCAAAGCAUCAGGACAAAGAUGAACAGGCUCUUCUUUCAAAGAGCUCUCCCUACAACAAGCCUAGAAUACCUGGGCACAUAUACCAGUCCAUCUUCCUUCUGUGGGCUCGCUUGUGCACUUACUCUUUGUUUCUUGGUGAAGGUAAUGGCCAUGGAAAAUGA